This is a messenger RNA of Dalotia coriaria, 3828 nucleotides long. RefSeq names its product RNA-binding protein spenito (gene nito). NCBI's taxonomy places the organism in Eukaryota, Metazoa, Arthropoda, Insecta, Coleoptera, Staphylinidae. The record is from RefSeq and is a predicted model, not a curated record. Gene Ontology annotation, molecular function: mRNA binding. The coding region runs from base 213 to 2462 and encodes 749 amino acids. Gene Ontology annotation, cellular component: nucleus. The transcript has 2 exons. Gene Ontology annotation, biological process: regulation of alternative mRNA splicing, via spliceosome.
UUGUGGCGUUGUGGUGUGGCUGGUUGUGCAAGCGUGAUUAGUCAUCCCUGGCUGCCAUUUUGUGCUGUGCAACUUCGACUCCCCAAGACUCGGCGUGCACUAAUCAGGAAGGGUGUGUGAGCCGUUAAAACUACGUAAAUCUCUUUUCGUUACGGAGCCCCAGUGACCCGUGUAGUUCUUGUAUUUUCAGUUCCAAGCGAGUGCUAACGCGUAUGAACGCCGCUGGAAGAGACAAGAUCACCGUCCGUAUCUCGAACAUGAAGCGUAGUACCGACCGCGACACGCCGCCGCCGCGCGGUAAGCGUUCGCGCUCCAGUAUGGGCCGGUACGACGAUUCAUCGGACGAGCGGAUGACACCAGAGAGAAUACGCCGUCGCGGAAGUCGCGGGCGAUCACCAAGCCCACGCGCCCGCUACGCAGCGUCACCGCAUCGUGAGGAAUACAUGCGUCCACCAGAUCGUCCAUAUCCAUACAAGGUGCUCUGCGUGAGCGCGCUCCACCCGAAAGCCAGCGACGAAGUCAUCAAGGACACAUUAUACAGAGAGUAUAAAAAGUUUGGAGACCUCAGUAUUCGUCUUACUCACGACAUGGACGAGCGGGUUGCAUACGUUUGUUUUCGUAACCCCGAAGACGCACGGGAUGCGAAACACGGUAAGCCACGGGUUAUCAUCUACGACAAAGUUGCAUUAGUCGAAGCCGUCUACGAGGUAGCAGCAGCGAGAUCAUCCAACGACAUGUAUCGAGGACGACCAAGAUCCAUCAGUCCAGAAUACGACCGCGCUUAUCAAUACGCUCGUAGUCCUGACAGAAUGCCGCGUAUGGAUAGGUACGAAAGAGGUUACGGACAUCCACCACCAGGUGUCCCGAUGCAUCGGGAAUAUCGUCGUGAGGCGAUGCCUGCACCUCAUCAUGAAUACAUGGCGAGACCGCCAAUGCACCACGGUCCACCGCAUAUGCCACCUUCGCAUCACGGUGGAGGUGGGCAUCAUGGAGGCGGCGGUGGUGGUCAUGGUGGAUAUGGACCACCUAGAAAUAUGGUUCCACGCGCACCCUACGAGAAACAAGAGAACAAAAAAGAUAAAUUCCCUAAUUAUCUUCAUCAUGUACAACCGGAAGACGAUCCAUUGGCGACGAGGACAUUAUUCGCAGGUAAUUUAGAGAUAAACAUCACCGAGGAGGAGCUGCGACGUAUUUUCGGCAGAUAUGGCACUGUCGAGGACAUCGACAUCAAGCGGCCGCUGCCCGGAACAGGUAAUGCAUUCGCAUUCGUACGGUUUCAAACGUUGGACAUGGCGCAUCGCGCGAAAGUCGAGUUAUCCGGUCAAUACAUCGGUAAAUUCCAAUGUAAAAUUGGCUAUGGUAAAGCUACACCCACCACGAGAAUCUGGGUAGGUGGCUUAGGCCCAUGGACGUCUGUAACACAACUCGAAAGAGAAUUCGACCGCUUCGGCGCGAUCAAAAAGAUUGACUAUAGUAAAGGUGAUCUGCAUGCGUUUAUCCUCUACGAUAGCAUCGAUGCCGCUCAAGCGGCUGUGAAAGAAAUGAGAGGAUUUCCACUAGGUGGACCAGAUCAUCGUCUACGGACUGAUUUCUCCGAUGUCACUCCUGUGGCGCCAUACAGACCUAAAACCUAUGAAGAAGGAGGUGAUUUUCCACGUCGUGCACCUGGAGAUUUUGAUACACCUGCGUACGGCGAGGCCGGUGAAAGCAGAGCGUCGUAUUCACGAUACGACCGCAAACCUUACUCUGAACGUAGGGCAAACAGCCGUGGAUGGUUCCCAGAGGAAGACGAAUGGGGCCGGACACGCCCCGCUGACGCGGAUGGUUUUGACCGACGUCGCUCGGCAUCAAGAGGAGAUAGAUCCCGAUCUAGAUCACCACAUAGAUCAAUGGAUUCUGACUCAGAUUCUGGAUCAAGAAGAGCUGGUUUAUUGGCAACCAGUCGAACACUACCCGAAGUAGCAAGGAAAUGUUCAACAACAUGGCAGGGAGCUUUGAUUCUGAAGAAUUCUCUCUUCCCAGCCAAGUUCCAUCUGAUUGAUGGUGACACCGACAUUGUGGAUGGCCUCAUGAAAGAUGAGGAAGGCAAACACGCGUUGCGCAUUACGCAGAGAUUGAGAUUAGACCAGCCGAAGCUCGAGGAUGUCCAGAAACGGAUUUCCAGCGCUAGCUCGCAUGCUAUCUUCCUGGGUCUGGCUGGAUCUACAGCAUCUGUGAGCAAUGAUGAUGCCAACGUGCAGACGCGUCCUCUGCGCAAUUUAGUUUCGUAUUUGAAACAGAAAGAAGCAGCUGGCGUAAUAUCUCUGCUUAAUAAAGAAACCGAAGCGACAGGAGUAUUAUACUCGUUCCCACCGUGUGCGUUUUCUACAGAAUUAUUGAAACGCACCUGUCAUAAUCUACCCGACGAUGCUCUCAAGGAGGACCAUCUCGUUAUAGUCGUGGUACGUGGUGGUACUGCGUAAAUCUCUAGCACCCCGGUUGUAUCAACUGCGAACGCGCGCAACGCUAUAUAGGUAUUUAAGUUGGGUAGCGAUAAGAUUUUUAAGUAUUUUUCUUAUUUCAGGAGAUUAGUGAAGUCGCGAAGAAAGAUAUGAGGGCAAAAAUAACCUAAUCUGAUUGUAAAGUUUCUAGUUAUCGUUCGAAGAGAGACGGAACCGAUUGACGCAAACAAUAUUCAGUUCAAGUUAAGAUGACGAAAAGUUUUAAAGUUACAGUUUGUGCGCUAUAAACAAAAAUUACGUAAAUAAUUCUAUCGUGUGGUGUGUACAAAGUGUCAAGUUUUGUUGGUUUUUUCUUCUUCUUUAAAUUUGUUUACAUAAUUUAACUCACGAUUGACGCGAAGAGGUUUAGUUCAGUUUUGUUUGUUAUAAACAAAUGUUCAGUAUGUAGUGGAACGAACACAGACAAAAAAAAGAUGUUCAGUAGUGUUUCUAAAAAUAAUGAAAAAGAAGCGAAACGUUUCUCACGAUGGUAGUGCGUAACAAAAUGACGGUGCUGUUUGAUACUAGUGCGCAGAGUUGCUGAAGAAUUCGUUCUGUGUCGAAAACACUUGAUUUGUGUACGAAAAGAAACCAAAAACAAAUGUGUAACGAAAAGAAAUAUGCCGUGCCUAUAGUGAGGUGCAUGUGAUGUGCGUUCAAAGUUAGGUUUGGAUAUCGAAUUUUGAUAUAUAAAAACGCGCGUUCCAAAAGUGUUGUGAUGUUAAUCUCCGUACAAACAGUUCAGUUAUUACGAAGUUCUUAUGAAGUCGAGCGCUUGAUCGUGUUGUGUCAUCAUGUGAACUCUUUCGGCCAAACCAAAUCAAAAUAAUCCGCGCAAAAGAGAGAAAAGUUUUGUUCAUGUGCAAAUUGUGCGCGACAUGGUGAUGUUUCUAGCAUUUGCUGAUUCUAUAGAUUGCGAUGAAUCUUGUGUGUGCAUUUUUUCAUUCAUAUUGCUUUUUAGUUCUUUGGUGCUUUCCAGAUGCGCCGCGGAGUAUUAUUUCCCGACACUUUUGGGACAGCCAUCGGUUUUUGUCUCAAAAUUCACACUCACAGUAAUAAUUCGAUCAUUGGCACCCUGCUCUGUGUUGCAAGUGUUACAGGAAACUUACAGUGAGCCGGUGAUGAACAGCCAGUCGUCGUCGGAUGUUGCAUGGAAUCGUCGCGAACGGGAAUAAUAUUUAUAUCGCUUUCUUUCACAGACACAUAAUAAUGUUUGUUUCAUUUAGCAUCAUCUCAACGAUUCCGCGCAACAUUCGACGCGGUAUUAUCAGUGUUUAUAGGAAACAUCUUAUAUUUUUUAUAUUUCAAAUUUACCAUUAAUUAUUAAAACGUGAAUGUAUGAACGCAA